Messenger RNA from Lethenteron reissneri (Far Eastern brook lamprey), 4946 nucleotides. Its product is annotated as voltage-dependent P/Q-type calcium channel subunit alpha-1A-like. NCBI's taxonomy places the organism in Eukaryota, Metazoa, Chordata, Hyperoartia, Petromyzontiformes, Petromyzontidae. The record is from RefSeq and is a predicted model, not a curated record.
AUGCCUUGUCGGUUUGUUCUGGCAGCUGGGGCCGACAAGUUUGAGUGCGACAGCGAGCUGCGAAAGGAGAUGAUGGCAAUCUGGCCAACCCUCUCUCAGAAGACGCUGGACAUCCUGGUGCCACCGCACAGAGCCGUCGACCUCACGGUGGGCAAGGUGUACGCGGCCAUGAUGAUCUACAACUACUACAAGAGCAACAAGAACAAGAAGAUGCAGCUCCAGCAGGCCGCCGCCAUGCAGCAGAACCGCACGCUCUUCCAGAGGCUGGGAGGACCGGGAGUGCCCGGCGGUGCCGGGAGUGCCGUGGGAGCGGUGGGGGCGGUCGUGGCUGUGGUGGCUGCUGGGAGCGUCGGGGGUGCCGGAGGUCCCUGGGGGGCGGGGGGCGACCCAAGGGGCCCGAUGGGAACCAGCGGCCCGGGAGGACAGCUCAUGGACAUGCCGCCCCCCGGCCGGCCGGAGGACCUGCAGCUUGGACAGCCGCUCCUGGGCGAACCUAAUCGCUGCGGGGACCUACGGGCGUCUCCGUCGUGGGUGACUCAGCGGGCGCAGGAGAUGGUGCAGCGCACGCGGCAGCGCCGGGCUGGCGAGCGGGGCUGGUCUGACGAGCAGCCGGACGCACGGCCGCCCUCCCAGUUGGAAAUGCGGGACAUGGUGCACCCUGGGUAUUACGACCCAGAGGCACAGAUGGCAUUGGAGAGUUACGGGCGCACGACGUCAUUACCCAAGCUCACCCCUGACAUCCAGAAGAGACGUUCUCAGCCUCUGCGUCCCAGCCUCCCUCCGAUCAGAGACACAAGUCCCAUGAAGCGGUCCGUGUCGCUGCUGGGGCAGGCGCAGUCCCCUGGGCCGCAGCUGGAUGACUACUCGCUGGAGAGGGUCAGCCCGGUCGGGGCCCCGAGGGCCCAGAGACGCAGCGUGCGACACCGCUACAGCGGGGAGUCGGUAGGGAGCAGUGGCUUCGUUGUCGGGGGUGACCGAGAGCGGACGACGAGAGGAGGAGGAGGCAAAGAGCAGCACACCGGCUCCCUGGUGGACAUGGACAUGGAGCGAGUGGCAAGGCCCAGACCUCGGCCGGGCCCUUGUGACCCCUCCAAGCAGCCCCUGGGCCCUGGCAUCCCUCCCACCUGUCCGGACCACCGCUCGCCAGAGCGUGGCAGGCAGACGAGUCGCUCACUGAGCGGCAGCCCCAUCCUGCUGUCCCCGGGGGGCUCCGUGACGCCCCGCAGGGGCCGCCGCCAGCUGCCGCAGACCCCGGCGACGCCGCGGCCCAACGUCAUGUACUCCCCGGCCCGUCGCGCGGCCAAGUCUGGCACGCCGCCGCCGACGACGACGCCUCGCGUCUCCUCGCUCGUCCUCGAGGGCUACUCGCCCCUGUCCUCUCCGCAUGCCUCCCAGCGCGGUCGCGGGGAGAUCUGCGGCGGGGAACAGGCCCCGGGGAACGUGUCUCCCCGUCUGAGAAGGGCGGCGGGGGCGACGGCGACGGCGGGGGCGACGGUGGGCGAGACGGCGUGCGGCGAUGACGCCAGCUCGACCGAGCGGCUGCUGGAAGGUAAACCGCAACUGCGGCAGCAGCAGCAGCACCGCAGGUGGCAACACCACGCCUCCGAUCCUUACCUUGACCUCUGCGUGGAUGAGCAGACGAGGGUGGGAAGGAGGGAGCGAGAUCGAGACAGAGAUAGGGGCGGGGGAGGCGGAGGUGGCGCGGCCUCAUCCAAGGCACCGGCCAGAGGGGCAGUGGGCGGGCAGCAGCAGCAGCAUCCAUGCCGUGCCGGGCCUGGCGUGGCGGGAGGCCGCAGGUUUCUCAACGGGAACCAUUUUGGCGCCGGGGCAGGAGGAGGAGAUGCGGCGGUGACGGUGGCGGCAACGGCGGCGGCGACGACGGUGGCGGUGACGGUGGAAGACAGCGGGGCCGGGGCGGCCGGCGGUCGGCACGGGACUGAGGGCGGCGGGGAUGGAUUUUGCGUGAGAGCCGGGGCGGUUUUGGGCAGUUCCGCGAGGAAACGAAACACAUUCAGCGAGACGGACGAAGACGACUGGUGCUAGCGAGGAAUGGGGGGGGGGGGGGGGGGUGCGUGCGCAAUCGCGCACAGCAGCCCUCCGGAGCUACCAAGUGAAGCGUCAACCAGUAGGGACACAGUAAUAAAAUAGAGUGACUUUAGUGGAAACAGUUGCAUGGCGGCUUUGAGAAGGACGGCAAAGUCUUGUUUUGUUUUUUAUUAUUCAUCUUCUACUUCCUCCUCCAGAUCUCGAGCUUGAUUUUCACGGUAACGUUGGUCAUGCCUUGGGUUUUUCAGCUCGUUCCGAAUUCAGUCGUGCCAUCGCUCCUCUCCGAUCGUCGACAAGCAUGCUUUAUUUGCAUUGCUGUUGUGCAAGAAUCUGACUGCCUUGUUCUGCCGAUCGAGUCCGCUUGUUUUGUGGUGGGUGCCAAGACCCCCUCCGUUAAAUCUACGCAUGCUGCAGAAAUGCUCCAAGGCGCUUUGUGGCCUUUGACGAAGGCUAUGCAACUGCGCGCCGUUUUGCAUGCUUUUGAGACGUGUGCGUGCGUGCGUGGGUGUGUGCGUGUGUAUGUAUUGGUGUUGCCACCCAGCCUUUUGCGGAGUACCCGCAGGAUUUGUAUUUCUUAAUCGAUUGAUUUAUAUAUAUACGGUUGUUUUAUAACGGGAAAAAAAAUCUGCUCCGCAAAUUUUAAACAGGUUUCCUCCCCGUCCCCCGUUUGUUACUGCAGUAUUCGCAAAAGUAACGCGUGGAGGAGAAGGCGACUUUAGUGACGCUCGGCUGGAUUUACAACAAAAAAUUGGGUGUGCGUUUUCGCCCGCGGGUUUUUGCGGGAGUCAGUCGCGCUACGGUCAGAGGUUGGCCCUUACCGUUUUGCGUGGGCAUGUUUACGUUUGUACCUUGUGCAGCGCUAAUCCUGCGAUGUUGGCCAAACCCUAACUCACGUUGCUACAUGGUUGAAAGCCUGGGCUUUCUGGGAUGUCGGACCGUGUAUAUUGAGCAUAUUGAUUCAUUUUGUUAUGGCGAUUGUCGUCUUUAUUACAUUUUUAAUGGAUAUUUAAUUUUUUUACCCUUCCUUUGCCAACUCGAGUUGCCAGUGCCAGGAUAAUUUAUCAACGGGCAAUACAUUUGAUAAAUGUUGUACAUUGUGUAAAGGACAGGAAAGCUACACUUUAAAUGUGGAUGAUUAAACGAGCACACCAAUGGGCGCUGCCGGUCAAAUGGUUUGACUUGAACAUGGUAUGCGUGUAAAGCGCAGAUGGUUUUCUAUGUUUAUUGGGGGUAAUUACUUUUGAAUUUAGGUGAAGUUUGUCAACAGCUUGCAAUAUGGGUUUUUCUUUUUGCAUUUAUUUUAUUCCAUCAAUAUGUAUUAGUGCAUAUGAUGUCCAGUAUGUUCUUUCGAAUGCCGAUUGUAUUUUUUUCGCAUUGUACGUAGCUUGCGUGAUUUUUAUUUACAUUCUGUAAAUUCGAACAAUUCCCAUCAUGAUAUCGCAUCACGUUGACUGUUACAGGAGGUAAAGUGGGCCACGGUGGUACACAUCGCUCAAAAGACCAAUGGACGAAAUUGGCCGCAGAUUGUCAACCAAAGCAUAGAACGUACCCCACAGUACGACCACCGCAGAGAUGGAUCCAUGAAAUCAGUUGAUGCGCUGGAGUGAGAUGGGACUGUGACGGAUGGAAAUGGUGUGGAGGGAGACCUUCGACCAGCAGUAGGUAGUCUAUGGUUGCUGAUGAUGAUGAUGAUUAAUAUUGUUUUCUAUACAUUUUUUCUCACAGAUCCUAUUUUAUAUUAUACAGGGCUUUUUUCUGUCACUUAAUAUUUUCUUUUUGGCACGGUAUAUUAUUGGGAAAGGGUCUGUGUAAAAACAGGAUAAUUUCAAGUAAAAUGUCUGUUUAGGUUAAAGCACUGUAUUGGUAAACCUGCAAAUACUGUGAUACUUAUCAGCGCUGUAUAAAAGUGUCAUAACAAGUGGUAUGCUAUGGAAAGCAGAAUGACUUAAUAGUGACGAUUGUUUUAAAGAAUGUAAUGGUGUUGUAUUGAUCUUAAUUAGUUCCCCAAAGCAAACACUCAGUUUUAAUCAACAAAUCAAUAAUGUUCUUUUGCAAUUGAGGCAAAUUGCAAAGAGUAUUAUAUAGCUUUAAAAUACUGUAAGAUUUCUCAGUGUUUUAGCAAUAUGCUCGGCUCAGUAAAAAAAUUACUGAAUGAUGGUAAUGUGGUAAAGUAGAGUUGAUGUUUAGCCGAGGGCGUUUUUCAUUCAACAUUAGUUCUGAAUAAAUUAAUUGCAGUGUUGAUAUAAAAAAAAAUUAAGAAAAAAUUUCUCAACUAUGGUUUAAAUGUCCACCAAGAAAACGGCCAAGCUUGGUCAUGUGACCCAUUCUGAAAGAUCAACGUUGGAUGCAAUCAGUGAACAGCCAGAGGCGGCGUUAAUUCCCGCACGGCAGCACGCACACAAAUAUUCGCUUUUAAAGAAAUGACAAUGUACACGCAGUACAUUGAAAAACAGAAUACCCCAGCGUUUACAAACGUGAUGUCGGUGUUUUUUUUGUUUGUAACAAAAUGAGUGUUUCACACGCAGGUUGCACGGUGGUUUGACGACCAAACUCAUGGGGAGGAGGGGUGGGGAGGCGGAUGGGUUUGGGCGUGCUGUCAAGUUUAAUUUUCAAAGCGCGCCUUCAUUCGAUUCGUGCGGCCAGCGUCAAGCCUCGCUCCUCGUUACCGGUCCGGACCGACGACGCUGCUGUUGCGUCGCUCAUUGAACCCUGUGCUUUUCUGCAACAAAUAUAUGCAUGUGAUGUGGUGCAUGCGAUAAAAAGGUGUGCUAUAACCCGCAACAGGCAGAGCGGGCAACUUGGAAGAAAACAAUUAACAAAUUCAAGAUUUGAUUUUACGUUAACCUCGUUUCUCGCAUCCAUCUUUGUGGAUUUUAUUGGGGGUUUCAUAUUGAGCAAAA